UAUAACUAGUAGAAAGCUGGAGAAAGGCAGCGGCUGGCCAGCUGCAUGUGCCACACUCAUCACAGGACGUGGAGUUAAGAGGAGGACUCCUAACCGAUAAAAUGACAGAAGACAAGCUUUAGCAAUGUGGAGGACUUGAUGGAUGGCUCUUGCAUUCCUGAAUGAAAGACCUCUGCUGGGAGCAUAGGGCACACUGUGUACAAGGAGCAAGGAGCAAGAACCAGCCUGUGGAGCCUAUCAGAAGUCCAAGCUACAGACUGCCAGGAGGAUAAUAAUAUCCCAUUAUGCAUACGUUUUGGGUAUUCCAUUGGAUGACCGAAAAGCUAUCAACAACUAUACUAUCAACAGUACAAAGGAACUGCCCACAACCCCAUGCCUAAUGGAUUCAAUACCAACCCCUUUGGCAGAGGAAGAGACUACAGCAUCUUCGAACCUUGUCACCAUGCUCUGGUCCUUGUCUGUGUCUAGCUUUGCAAUUGGUGGAAUGAUUGCAUCAUUUUUUGGUGGAUGGCUAGGGGAUCGGAUUGGAAGAGUCAAAGCCAUGUUGGUAGCCAACAUUCUCUCAUUAGCUGGAGCUCUCCUGAUGGGGUUUUCAAAACUGGGACCAUCUCACAUUCUUAUAAUUUCAGGAAGAAGCUUAUCAGGACUCUACUGUGGACUAAUUUCAGGCUUGGUUCCAAUGUACAUUGGUGAAAUUGCUCCAACCACACUCAGAGGUGCUCUUGGUACCCUUCAUCAGCUGGCCAUUGUCACAGGCAUUCUUAUUAGUCAGAUUGUUGGCCUCAACUUUAUCCUGGGCAAUCAUGAGCAGUGGCAUAUCCUACUUGGUUUGUCUGGUGUGCCAGCCAUCAUCCAGUCUUUGCUGCUCCUAUUCUGUCCAGAAAGCCCCAGAUACCUUUACAUUAAGUUGGACGAAGAAGUCAGAGCAAAGAAAAGCUUGAAAAGACUCAGAGGAGAUGCUGAUAUUACCAAAGACAUCGCUGAGAUGAGAAAAGAAAAGGAAGAAGCAUCAAGUGAACAAGUAGUCUCCAUAAUUCAACUCUUCACCAAUUCCUGCUACAGACAGCCUAUUCUAGUGGCACUGAUGCUGCACUUGGCUCAGCAAUUUUCUGGAAUCAAUGGGAUCUUUUACUAUUCAACCAGCAUUUUCCAGACAGCUGGAAUCAGCGAACCUGUUUAUGCAACCAUUGGAGUUGGUACCAUCAACACGAUUUUCACUGCUGUGUCUGUAUUCCUUGUGGAGAAGGCAGGGCGACGCUCUCUGUUUCUCAUAGGAAUGAGUGGGAUGUUUGUGUGUGCCAUCUUCAUGUCCUUGGGACUUGUACUACUGAAUAAAUUGGCUUGGAUGAGUUAUGUGAGCAUGGUAGCCAUCUUCCUCUUUGUCAGUUUCUUUGAGAUUGGGCCUGGUCCCAUCCCCUGGUUCAUGGUGGCAGAGUUCUUCAGCCAAGGGCCACGGACUGCUGCUUUAGCAAUAGCUGCAUUCAGCAACUGGGCCUGCAAUUUCAUCAUCGCUCUGUGUUUCCAGUACAUUGCGAAGUUCUGUGGCCCUUAUGUGUUUUUCCUCUUUGCUGGAGUGAUCCUGGCCUUCACUUUGUUUACAUUUUUCAAAGUCCCAGAAACCAAAGGAAAAUCCUUUGAGGAAAUCGCAGCAGAGUUCCAAAAGAAGCGUGGCUUGGCCCAAAAGCCAAAAGCUGCUGUGGAAAUGGAAUUCCUUGGAGCUACAGAGACUGUGUAAAGAUAACCUGUUUUUGUUUUUUGUUUUGUUUUGUUUGUUUGUUUUUACAAGAACAGAAACUGGAAGAAAGUUGUGUUUUUAAUGGACGAUUCUCUGAGAAUUUUAUAUCUACGUCUUGAAAGUAUUAUUCUUUAGAGAGCUUUUAUGGGCUCUUCUCAGAAAUGUCAUCAAAUAUUUCCAAAGAAAGUUUUGUUUUUUUUUUUUAAGUUAGAGCAUCUAUUUUUGAUAGUAAGACUCUGUAAUUAAGUAAACUAAAAAGUUUCGCUCAUUUUACUACACCAAAGGGCAACUACAUUGUAAUGUUCCUAGCUCUAUCCUUUAUAACAAGGUUCUCAUGAAGCGGAAGCAGUUUCAAUGUAUCAUGUUAUUGCUUCAUUAAGCAUGUGAUUGGAAACCUGAAGCUGCAACUCAUUUACAUUUGAACUCAUUACAUUUGAAUAUGAUUAUGUUGGCAUUUUCGUACCCACAGACCUCAUAUUAAAGAUUUGGCUAGUGGCAAUAAGGCUUAUGUUAAAAUUGGUAACUUUUCUAUUUCUCCCACUCACCAUUUUUCUUCUGUAUUAGAAUUUGUAUUUUGUUUAAAAUUUUAUUUUUCUGUAUUUUCAUGUGGAAUAGUUUAUUGAGUGUAUUAUUAAGAUAUGUUCAUAAAGAAAAACUUUUUUUGGUAUGUUUACCAAAUAUUUUGGUACUCGGAAAAAAAAAACAAUUAAUUCCUUUGUUUGAUGACCAAAUGAUUUUUAUAAGAUUAAAGACUGAAAAGAUUUUACCAGUCAUAUAGCCUGGGUUGUCAGUUAAUAUUAAUAUCUAUUAUAAACCUAUGUUAAUUCCUGGCUAUUCAAUCCUUUGAGCUCUGUUUUGGCUUGCUUUUAAAUUGAGCACAGCAUGGUUGUCUCAACUGCAUUUUUGUAAAAUACAUUCAAACAGUGAUUAAGUUGGGCAUUUUUAUAUCUCCUCAAACCCUAAAUAGGUUAGAGCAGUUCAAGGGAAAUUUGAAAUAAAGGAUUGUUCUGUUUGUUAAAAAAAUACUUUCUGAAUUAUGUUUCAAGACAAGUUGAAAGAGUGGGUUGCAGGAUUCCUAAAGGUGGGGUCCUGAAACUUCAUGAAUGCUCAAUUUCAGACUUGAUCAAAAUCGCUAUUUACUUUCCUGGUUAGACAGUCAUCCGCUUUGAUGUUCCUUCUUUGUCACGGCAGUAUAUGGAUGCUAUCUAAGCCGUUCUAAUCUUAUUGCUAACAUUUGCUGUAUAUUAUCUAUGUGCCAGGUGCUGUUCUAAGGGGUUUUACCUAUGUAGGCAAACUGGAAACACACAGAUGAUUAAAUAGACUUUUACUUACAGUCAAUUUUACAACUAUGGAAACAAAAUUCUGAUGGAUACCAAAGGCUUAGAAGGGAGGUAAAGUAUCUCCAGACUGUUUUCCCCACAAAGUGGACCAUUGAGUCCAUCCUUUUUAUGUUUGUUUCACUGUACACAAAACAGAGUACUUUUUUAAAAAAGUACUUUUUAUAAGUGGAGGGGGGAAAAAUGCUAAACACUUAUUGUUUUUGUUUUUUCCCAGAGUUGUUUACCUUUAUAUAAUUUGACAAUCCAAACAACAUAAAAUUAUUUCUUUUCACUUUGCAUUUUAUUCCCUUUGGACCAAUUUGGAAUACAUUAUUUUUACUUAGGAUUUCAGGACACAGUUAAGAUGAGCUUAAGUAGUUUACUUUUGUGCUAGCUUGUGAACUCUAGAAAAAAAAUGUGGAGACUCUGAAUUGGGCAGGAGCAGGAUAAUGGCUCCUAUGUGGCUCUUGUCCUCUUCUUUUUUUUUUUUUAAUUUAUUUUUUAUUGGUGUUCAAUUUACUAACAUACAGAAUAACCCCCAGUGCCCGUCACUCAUUCACUCCCACCCCCCGCCCUUCUCCCCUUCCACCACCCCUAGUUCGUUUCCCAGAGUUAGCAGUCUUUACGUUCUGUCUCCCUUUAGGAUGCUGGUGGUCUUUGAGAAGCCUGAAGUUACAAUGAUAAAGAAGUUUAACAUUUUCACAAGUGAUGAAUGUGAUUUAAUCAAAUUGCCAUUCCUGAUCUCAUUUACUAUGAAAAAAUAAAGUAGUAGAAGUUUAGGGACCCCUGGGUGGCUCCGUGGUUGAGCAUUUGCCUUCAGCUCAGCACAUGAUCCUGCAGUCCCCUCAUUGAGUCCUGCAUUGGGCUCCCCACAGGGAGCCUUGCUUCUCCCUCUGCCUAUGUCUCUGGGUCUCUCUCUAAGUCUCUCAUGAAUAAAUAAAUAAAAUCUUAAAACUAGUAGAAGUUUAAAUAAAGAACCCAAAACACCACUUUUAAGAUCUAAUCACUUACUUCCACUGAUGCAUAAACACCAGAAAUUCAUGCCUGGAGUUUUCUGCCUCAGAGAAAUUGAACUACUUUACGUUGUUUCCCUUUCAUAUUUUUUUCUUUGCAGAAAUACAAAUGAGUUGAAAAGAAAACUUAAGGUGAAGUAAGAAGCUGUUAAAGCUUUAUAGGAGGGCAAAGGAACAAGCUUAGAAACUAGCUUAACGUAAUAGAAACUCCUAGAUCUUCAAUUGCAUACAUCAUAAUAAAUAAUAAAAUUGGCAUUGAUUAAUUAGAUGUAAUUAUAGGGAAAUCAGAUGUGAGUUUGGCCAUUUAAUUUUCAUAGUACUCUAUCAUUUUUGUGGAAUUUGUUUCAUAUUUAAUGUUCUAACAAAUGUGAUUUUUCUCUUAGCUUUAUUUGAAGCAUGAUUACAAUUCUUUGUCUGGCUACUCACCUGCUACACCUAGCUACUGCCCAGUCAUGACACCAGUGAAAGGGUCUUCUCUAACUUUCUCCUCUAUGCAAACAGCACUGUGAUACACUGUGAUAAACUAAGACUCCCCCUUCCACCUCAAAGAGCUCAAGGUCUAAUAAGCAGUUCGGGAAGACCAUGGUAUGAAUGUCCCCACUUGUGCCUUUUGCCAUCCAUGAAACUUGAUUUGGAGACCUCUCUUGUAAAAUGGGCAGAGUAAUACUACCUACCUCAGAGAGUGGUGAGGAUUAAAUGUAAAGUGCUAAGCAGAGUUCCUGGUACAAAGGAGGUGCUCAAUAAAUGUUACCUAGAAUUAGUGUUUACAAAGAUACUUCUAAAAUAUAAGUUUGUAACCUAUAAGAUAGUUCCAUUUUUUUUCUUUUUUAAAGUUUUUCCAAAUUUCUUUUGAAUAAACAAGAAAUUAUAUAAAUUCAAGAUAAUAUUUUCCUACUUGAAGCAACAAUUUCACAAUGACAAAGGAAUGGUAAAAAUUAAGGGAGAUAUUAGGCUAUCUAAUUCCUAAAUUCAAACUUGGUAUUUCUAAGUUGGUUAUGAGUUUUUAUUGUAUUUUUAAGGUUUGCUUUUGCCUAAGUUAUGUUGUUUUUUUAAAAGGUUGCUAUGUAAUACUACUUCUUGGAUAAUACUAGGUACAGAGUAAAAUGCUAUAUAUUUAAAUGCAAUUCAACAAGAUUAUGAUCACAGGACUAAAGACCAAACCUUCUCGAUAAUCCUCCAAAACUUAGUCAAUUUUACAACUAUGGAAAUACAAUUCUGAUGGAUACCAAAGGCUUAGAAGGGAGGUGAAGUAUCUCCAGACUGUUUUCCCCACAAAGUGGAGCACUGAGUUAAUCCUUUUUAUGUUACCCGUAUAUACGUGUAAACCAGUGUGCAUGCAUAAGCUACUUCUUGAUAGCUUAUUAUAGUAUAUGCAGCAACUAAGGCAAUGCUUGGCAAUAUCUUGUGCUUAUGGUGUCCUAAGCAGAUGUGCUGAGUAAAGUGUAAUAGAAUAUAUAAUUUUUCAUUACAAUUCUAUCAGUGACCUGAGGAGAAAAGGCGUGUUGUCAACGACACUGAGCCAUCUGCUGGUGUUUUUACUGCUUUCUAAUUUGGUGCACAUUAGGAAGAAUCAUCAUGAAAAGAGACUGGUUUUAGUUAGGGGUAUAUAUACGCUAUAGUUUUAUGUCAAUAAAUACAUUUCUGAAUGCUUAA
Molecule: messenger RNA, 5720 nt
Organism: Canis lupus familiaris (dog)
Lineage: Eukaryota; Metazoa; Chordata; Mammalia; Carnivora; Canidae
Gene: SLC2A2
Product: solute carrier family 2 member 2
Exons: 11
Coding region: 380-1735 (451 amino acids)
Biological process (GO): D-glucose transmembrane transport
Cellular component (GO): brush border; membrane
Source: RefSeq, a predicted model, not a curated record